This is a messenger RNA of Suillus discolor, 360 nucleotides long. RefSeq lists its product as uncharacterized. The record is from RefSeq and is a predicted model, not a curated record. The transcript has a single exon. The annotation marks the transcript as partial. Lineage: Eukaryota; Fungi; Basidiomycota; Agaricomycetes; Boletales; Suillaceae.
CUUGAACGUGCCCUCAAGUUCAUUAAAGACAAAGUCAUCAAGGUCGAAGACAUCCUCGCAUCCAUGACAACUGGCAAGUCUGGCAUCAAACUCCCAAAAACGCUCAACAAGGUGACAGGGAAGAUGUCGAGCGGAAAUUAUAAAUUUUCAUUCGCGAAUUGGCACGAAGAGACGGAGUCGUACAUGAAAUCAAUCAGUAGCAGGGAUGAGGAAACAAAACUCAACAUUAUUGUGCGCACACGAAAGCUUAUGAAGAAGACAUUGAACACGGACUUUUCGGACGAUGACGUGGAGGAGAGUAUCAACAACUGUGCCCUCAUUUGUAACAUUAGUUUCUUCCCGCACCAUCAACAUCACUGA